Meloidogyne enterolobii is the source of this 522-nucleotide messenger RNA. NCBI's taxonomy places the organism in Eukaryota, Metazoa, Nematoda, Chromadorea, Rhabditida, Meloidogynidae. The record is from the annotation of a GenBank genome assembly.
AUGCAAGGAUCUGUACAAAGUCAUGAUUUGGAUCCAAUUUGGGGAAAUCUUCGAUCACAAACAACAAAAGUUUGGCAACCAGAUGGAACGAGGACAGAACUUCAAUGUGCACCCGAUUCGAAUACAAUUAUUGGACGCCAAUUUGCCCCAGCUAAUCCAGAGAAUAGGGCUGGGAAUAAUAUAAUGGAUAGACGACGCGAACUAAAACCUUCUCGUCUGUCAGAAUGUAUUGUUCCAAAAAUAUUUUCUACCGACUUCAUUUCACUAAAGAGCGGUGCCGAUUUUGGGGCUUUCAGACCAACAAAAAUGGAAACGGUUGGUGGACUUGGGAUGAGUUUUGACGACGAAAAACUUUGUAAAUUGGUUAUACCUUAUCAGGUUAUUAGGCCUUAAAUUCAAUAAAAUUAAAAAAAAAUUUAGACUGCUGCUUCGCUACGAUAAGGGGGCAUGGCAAAAAAUAAAAUAAUCGGCUUGAGGAAUUUGAAGAAAAAUGUUCAAUUAAAACAGGAAUUUUGAAAUUUG